AUUCUUUUCAACUUGAAAUUCCUUUAUUUCGAGAACCGACGACUUGUAGAUCUGUCAAAUGUCGUUUCGACGGGUGAAAAAAUAUUCAACCGAAACGGCUUCUGAUUUUGAUUACUCUUUCCGUCGACCGAGAGUGAGAAUUUUAUAACGUUUCCGAGAGAGUAGAACUUUCCGAUCAAUUUUGUAUGUGUGUUUCCGGUGGAAUCCCAAGGGGUUUAUGAGCACAACACCUUUCACUCUAAGUCUAUACAUUUUGAUCGAGACGGAAGACCACGCACUCAGAGAACCCGUCGUUUCCGUUUUUAUUAGAUCUCUUGUUGAUUGGAUUGAAGUUGACAAUUGUGCAUUCAGUGAAUGGGUAAUGUUCUGAGAUUAGCUUUGUUGCUGGUGCUUCUUGCCAAAGUUUAUCCAUCUUCUUGUGCAUAUGACUUUGAGCAUUGCAAGAAUGCUGUCAAGCAGUGGGCAUCUUCUUCUGUUCACUCCAAUAGCAAGGAUGGACACAUUUUGAAGGAUUUGCUAUUUUUUCUUCAUGUCCCAAGAACAGGAGGACGGACUUAUUUCUAUUGCUUUCUGAAGAAACUGUACUCUAGCGCUCUUGAAUGCCCACGGUCGUAUGAUAAACUGCGGUUUGAUCCCCGCAAACCAAAAUGUAGGUUAUUGGCAACUCAUGAUGACUAUAGCAUUAUGUCCAAGCUGCCCAGAGAGAAAGCAUCAGUGGUAACCAUACUAAGAAACCCCAUUGACCGUGUUUUUAGUGCUUACGAGUUUUCAAUAGAGGUGGCAGCUAGGUUUUUGGUGCAUUCUAAUUUGACAUCAGCCACAAAAACGUUGGGACAUUUGCGUUUAAAGAAAGGCGUUAUAAGCACUCUUGAGAUUUGGCCAUGGAAGUAUUUAGUUCCUUGGAUGAUGGAGGAACUAUUUGCUCGGCAAGAUGUUAGAAAAAGAAAGGGUCCACCUUAUGCUUAUGGAAAUGACUCAUAUAAUAUGGAGGAAAUUGUUGUGCCGUUACAUGAAUUCAUCAAUCACCCUGUAGCUCUGGACAUCAUUCACAAUGGUGCCACUUUCCAGGUUGCAGGUUUGACAAACAAUUCUAAUAUAUGGGCCGCGCAUGAAGUGCGUCACUGUGUAAUGACUUAUCAGACUCUUGGAAAAUAUGUGCUUGAAGUUGCAAAGAAAAGGUUGGAUGAUAUGCUAUAUGUUGGACUUACUGAGGACCACAGAGGAUCUGCCACGAUGUUUGCAAACUUAGUUGGUGGACAAGUGAUUUCACAAUUAGUGGCAUCCAAUCCAGGAACUGGAACUGUAAAUUACAAUAAAUCAGAACAGGAUUCAUUGUUUUCGAAGGCUAGAUUUGGUACGUCUCAUGAUCAGAUGGCUGUGGAAAAACUUACCGAAGCUUAUGAAACUUGCAUUUCUAAGUUAAGAUCGUCUCAGUCAAAACGGCGUAUUAAUUCUUUGAGAAGGAUCUCUCCAGCAAACUUUACAAAGGAGGCACGGCGUCAUGUUUCUGAAGCGGUUCUCAAGCAAAUCACUCUGCUGAAUAGUCUAGACAUUGAACUUUAUAAGCACGCUCAGAAAAUUUUUAAAAGACAGCAACACGUUAUGGAACAGAAGUUGCUCAAUUCUGCCACGCCUGAGAGGUGGCAGAUGAUGAAUGGUGAAAACUACAUUGGUUCUGCAUGGGAAAUCCCUUGCUUGUUCAUGUUCAUUUUUAUAGUAGUGUUCAUUUGCCAAUAUGAAAAUGCAAAAAGAAGAACAUCAAAACUCAAGAUAUAAAUAUGAUUUGAGUUACAAGUUAUGAGAGGUGUUAGAAUACAGACACAUAGACCGCUAACACCCAUAUCCAUAUGAAGCCCUCAUGCUUCUAUGCUCAAACUGGGAAGAUAAACUUAUUUAAAACCGGCGACAUGACGAUGAACCCGUUAGAUAUUUAGAAAGAAAAUGGAGGUUUUGACAGAAAAUAGGUUUAGGUCUAGUGGAUGUGGAUGUGGACUUGCACAUGUUCUUUUUAAGUUCCAUUUAGAGACAUGAAAUCAUGUCAAAAUACUACCUUGUAACUACAUGUACUUGGGGCUGUUUGUUUGAUUCUUCAUUAGGUCUGUAUGAGUUGUAUGAUGUGUGGAUUAAUAAUUAGUCUUUUU
Cynara cardunculus var. scolymus (artichoke) is the source of this 2141-nucleotide messenger RNA. RefSeq names its product protein-tyrosine sulfotransferase-like. The record is from RefSeq and is a predicted model, not a curated record. Gene Ontology annotation, cellular component: membrane. Gene Ontology annotation, molecular function: heparan sulfate 6-sulfotransferase activity. Lineage: Eukaryota; Viridiplantae; Streptophyta; Magnoliopsida; Asterales; Asteraceae. The coding region runs from base 355 to 1776 and encodes 473 amino acids. The transcript is spliced from 12 exons.